UACCUUUCCUCUUCCCCACACACUGAUCGACUCCACUAGUGAAACCUCACCAAAUGGCAACAGUAGAAAAUCCAGCUGCAGCUCUACCGCCCGCCAUUACCAAUCCCCUGAAAACCUCUUCCAAACUGAAACUCUCUCUCUUCUCCAUUCUUCUCUUCUCCCUCUCCUACUUCCUCGGCAGCACCCUCCACUCUCCUUCUUCAUCUCCUCCCCUGAUUCCUCCCCACCAGCAGAACCAACUUCUCCUCUGUCCUCCCAUCUUCCCGCCGUCGCCGCCACCGCCGCCGCCGGAAUCUCUCGACUUCCAACCUCACCACUUCCUAACCAGCUCCCUCAUUUCCAAUUCCAUCUCCAGCUCAAUCAAUUCGCUUCCAAUCCCACUCUGCUCUGCCAAUUUCACCGACUUCGUCCCCUGCCACGACCCAUCAAGAGAGAAGCUAUUCUUUUCCCCUUUGGGAUCAACCCAACUGGCCUUCUUCCACAGGGAAAGGCAUUGCCCUGCUUCCGAAGGAGAGAAACCCAGGUGCUUGGUUCCGAGGCCUCGUGGUUACAAGUCUCCGUUCCCCUGGCCGAAGAGCAAGGGUUUUGCGUGGUUUCGAAAUGUGCCUUCCAAGAAGCUUACUGUUACGAAGAAGAGUCAGAAUUGGGUUAGGUUGGAAGGGGAAUUCCUGGUUUUCCCCGGCGGCGGGACUUCUUUCCCCAAAGGCGUGAAGGGUUAUGUGGAGGAGAUUAGGCGGCUUCUGCCGGAGUUGAAGAAUGGUGCUAUAAGAACUGCUCUUGAUAUUGGAUGUGGGGUUGCAAGUUUUGCAGCAUUUCUGAUGGACUACAAUGUCCUGACAAUGUCAGUAGCACCGAGAGACAUACAUGAGGCACAAGUGCAGUUCGCGUUGGAAAGAGGGCUUCCAGCCAUGCUCGGUAUACUCAGUGUUCACAGGCUUCCAUUCCCAUCAAGAUCAUUCGACAUGGCUCAUUGCUCGAGAUGCCUGGUUCCAUGGACUAAUAAUGAUGGACUUUAUCUGUUGGAGAUUGAUCGGGUACUGAGGCCUGGUGGCUACUGGGUGUUGUCUGGCCCACCCAUCAACUGGAAGCUUAACUAUAAAGGUUGGGAGAGACCUGCUAUGGACUUGGAACAGGAGCAGAAGGCAUUGGAGGAUCUUGCCAAGAGACUGUGCUGGAAGAAAGUAGCAGAGAAAGGAAACAUUGCUGUGUGGCGAAAACCUACUAAUCAUGUUCACUGCAUGAUAAAGUCAAGGACUUGGAAGUCACCUCAUAUGUGCACAGGGAGUGAUCCUGAUGCUGGUUGGUACAGUAAGAUGGAGGCUUGCAUAACUCCCCUUCCACCUGUUUCUGACGUCCACCAUGUCUCUGGAGGCACUCUUCAGAACUGGCCCAAAAGACUGAAUGCUGCUCCUCCUAGGCUUAAAAGUGAAGGAAUCUCAGUCAAGGAAUUCAAUGAAGACAACUUGCUGUGGAAAAAAAGAGUUGCACAUUAUGGGGUCAUACUUAAGCCUUUCACUCGAGGCAAGUAUAGGAACAUUAUGGAUAUGAAUGCUGGAAUUGGUGGCUUUGCUGCUGCACUGAUUAAGCUCCCGGUGUGGGUUAUGAAUGUGGUGGCUCCUGAUACUAACAGCAACCUCAGCAUUGUGUAUCAGCGCGGCCUUAUAGGUACCUACAUGAACUGGUGUGAGGCUUUCUCGACGUACCCUAGGACAUACGACUUGAUACAUGCCAAUGGUGUCUUCAGCAUGUAUAUGAACAAGUGUGAUAUGGUCGAUAUUGUGUUGGAGAUGCACAGGAUUCUGAGGCCUGAAGGAGCUGUGAUAGUGAGGGAUCAUGUUGAUGUUAUAGCCAAGUUAAAAGCAAUUACUGAUAGGAUUGGUUCAUGGGCUGGCACCAUGUAUCACUCUGAGAAUGGCCCCUUUCAUUCUCAAAAGGUUUUGUUGAUUCAUGGUUCUCUAAGUUAGGUAUCUAUUCUUAGUUCUCUCUUUAAAGUAGUAGCCUUUGUUGAGAUUAGGCUAAAAAUAUGUACCUAUUGAAGCAUAUAUGAAAUCCAGUAACUUGUAAGCAUAUAUUAUAAUUUCAGAGGGAUAUAAAAUUUCCUAUUAAUUACCUCAUUGGACAAAUAUUAGACUUGAUAUGAAUGGUUUGUUAAUGUACUGUGUUUUUAGUGAGAUUUUAGUUCAUGUACUAUGUUUUU
Molecule: messenger RNA, 2197 nt
Organism: Linum tenue
Lineage: Eukaryota; Viridiplantae; Streptophyta; Magnoliopsida; Malpighiales; Linaceae
Source: the annotation of a GenBank genome assembly